Malania oleifera is the source of this 2994-nucleotide messenger RNA. Its product is annotated as probable DEAD-box ATP-dependent RNA helicase 48. Gene Ontology annotation, molecular function: ATP binding; nucleic acid binding; RNA helicase activity. Bases 152 to 2518 code for a protein of 788 amino acids. Lineage: Eukaryota; Viridiplantae; Streptophyta; Magnoliopsida; Santalales; Ximeniaceae. The record is from RefSeq and is a predicted model, not a curated record. The transcript is spliced from 10 exons.
GGUUUGUAUUUUCCCCUUUGUUCCCUCCUUAAGCCCUAGUGAAGUCCUAAACCCUAAAAACCGUCCCUUUCUCGUUCACGAAUGUAUCACAGGACAGCCAUCUCUACUCUGAAGUGAAGUCUGAUAUUUCCUGUCUUCCACGACCACAAGCAUGUACUCAACCGGUCUCAUACGAGAACGUUCCAGAGUCUCGAAGCUUCUCUUCUCGCUCUCCUUUACCCGGUCUAUGGGAGGUGGCCCUCGGACUUUCCCUGGCGGAAUCAACAAAUGGCAAUGGAAGCGCCUCCACGAGAAGAAGGCCAAAGAGAAAGAACGAAGGCUUCUAGAGCAAGAGAAGCAGCUCUACCAAGCCCGCAUACGCUCCCAAAUCCGGGCCAAGCUCGCCGGACAAUCCGAAAACCAAAAUUCACCGGAUUCUAACGAUAGUAUGUCGGAUUACGGUCCGAUGAGCGCCAAAGACCACAUCAAAGCCCUCGCUGAUCGGUUUAUGAAGCCCGGAGCUGAAGACUUGUGGAAUGAAGAUGAUGGCCCUCUUAAAGCUCCACCUCCUCAGCCGCCGUCGAGGAAUGGACCAAAAGGUACUAACAGAACAGCCGAAUCACCGAUUGAUUUGAGGAAAAUGAUAUUAGACCGUCGAAAUAAUUUAACUAAUAAUAGUAGCGGGGCUGUAAAUUCGGUGCUAAAUUCAAGUAAUCCGGUGAAACCAAGGAAUUAUUCGGUUCAAGCUCGGAGAAGGUUUCGGAGAAAUGAUAGUUUAUCCAGUGAAGAUGACUCGGAUUUUGAUUCAGAUGAUGACUUCGUGAAGCCAUUUGUAGGGAAGGGUGAAAGUGGCAGAAAUGCAAAGUGGGCAAGGUUUUGUUCAAGUGGGGAAGACUCUCCGGAUGAGGAAGUGGGAUUCAGAGGUAAGAGUAAUGUGAGGGAGAUGAUGAGUAGUGCUUCUUUAGGGAAAUAUGAUGUGAAGAGGACGAAGCGAGUGCCUCUGAAGCUUGUUGAGGACGAGUGCAGCUUUUCAGAGGAGGUUGAGUUGAUUAGACACAAGCUGAAUCAGAGGAAUUUGCAGGAAAAUGUGGUGGAAGAGACUGAGGAGGAUUCACUGCUCAGCCAGAAAAGAUUUGAUGAGAGUGGUAUAUCUCCCCUGACCGUCAAGGCACUAACUUUAGCAGGCUAUGUGCAAAUGACGAGGGUACAAGAAGCUACUCUUUCUGUUUGCUUGGAGGGCAAGGAUGCUUUGGUCAAAGCUAAAACUGGCACAGGAAAAAGUGCAGCUUUUUUGCUUCCUGCAAUUGAAGCAGUGUUGAAGGCUUUAAGCAGCAAGACAAUUCAACGGGUGCUGCCUAUAUAUGUUCUUAUUCUAUGCCCCACCAGAGAACUUGCAAGUCAGAUAACUGCAGAAGCAAAUGUUAUGCUGAAGCACCAUGAUGGCAUAGGUGUCCAAACACUAGUUGGGGGUACGCGUUUCAAGGUUGAUCAGAAACGCCUAGAAGCAUAUCCAUGCCAGAUGAUAGUUGCAACUCCUGGAAGGUUGUUGGAUCAUAUUGAGAAUAAAUCUGGCAUAUCGGUGCGUUUGAUGGGGUUGAAAAUGCUUAUACUUGAUGAAGCUGACCACUUACUAGACCUGGGAUUCCGGAAGGACAUAGAGAAAAUUGUUGAUUGUUUGCCCCGUCAGAGGCAGUCCUUGCUAGUUUCUGCUACAAUUCCAAAAGAGGUUCGCCGUGUAUCUCGCCUUGUUUUGAAAAGGGAGCAUGCCUUUAUUGACACAGUGGGUUUAGGUUGUUUGGAAACACAUGCUAAGGUUAAGCAGUCUUACCUCGUUGCCCCACAUGAACUGCAUUUUCAGAUUGUGUACCAUCUUUUAAAGGAGCACAUCUCACAAUCACUAGAUUACAAGGUAAUUGUUUUCUCUACAACUGCAAUGGUAACAUCACUCAUGUUCCUACUCUUCCGGGAGAUGAAAAUGAAUGUUAGAGAGAUACAUUCUAGGAAGCCCCAACUUUAUCGAACUCGUAUCUCUGAUGAGUUCAAGGAAUCAAAACGAUUAAUUCUCAUUACAUCUGAUGUUUCAGCUCGUGGAAUGAAUUAUCCUGAUGUUACUUUGGUCAUCCAGGUGGGUAUUCCUUCUGACCGGGAACAAUACAUUCAUCGUCUUGGGAGGACGGGCCGAGAAGGUAAAGAAGGAAAAGGCAUCUUGUUACUUGCACCAUGGGAAGAAUACUUUAUGGAUGGAAUAAAAGACCUGCCUAUUGAGAAAUUUCCUUUACCGCAAAUAGAUCUGGACAUAAAACUGAAGAUGGAGUAUUCAAUGGCUAAGAUUGAUGGUAGUGUCAAGGAAGCUGCAUAUCAUGCUUGGCUAGGGUAUUAUAACUCGAUUAGGGAAAUAGGCCGAGAUAAAACCACCCUUGUGGAGCUGGCCAACAGUUUUUGUGAGUCGAUAGGUUUACAAAAACCCCCUGCUCUCUUCAGGAAGACAGCACUGAAAAUGGGUUUGAAAGAUAUCCCUGGCAUUCGAAUUCGGAAGUAGGCUACUAGUGGAUAUCGUUGAACUAAGUUGCUCUCACUAGUUAUUUUGCUGUCAUUAAUUGAUUUUUUUUGGUAAGGGAAACAGUGAAAGGGUGACUCCGGAAUCCAGUCAUACAUUCCUGCUGUCCAGCUUGAAGAGUAAUGUUCUCUUCCAAAAAAAAAAAAAAGGGCUCUGCUCCAAGCCAUUCAUUCAUCUGAAUAAAAUUGUUGGCCCAUAUCAGCGCUUUGGUUUUCUACUUACCAAAUACGAAAGGUUAUUCGGUAUGACCCCCUUUUUUAUUUUUCUUGUUUUUUCCAAGUUACUUGGGAUGAGUCGAACCCAUGACCCGGGAAGUCCCGAUAGAGCUUUAUGGUUAUGGUUGUAACUUGUGUUUUCCCAUGGUUGUGUUUGUAUUAGCUAAAUUAUCAUUGUUAGUCUUGAUGUGGGUUUUCUCACAGCAUCAAUCAAUUUCUCUCUGUUUUGAGAAGAUUUUUAAA